GACAGCGCGUUAGCCUUUACUAUUAAGUAUAAAGAGGCACCUAAGUUUCUCGCCAUAGCCCAGGAGAUCCCUAAUGACGUACCGGGCCAGGAAUCGCGCGAAACCGACCUCGGCGAGAGCGAGCAGAAGAUGUGGAUCAUAAAGGUCGCCAAGGGCUACACGAGAAGAAGUAUAGUACGAUAGAUUCACAAUGCUUAGGGCGAGUUUCUCGACUUAAUUAAGAACGCCGAAACCUUAGAUAUUAUUAUCAUGGUCCUGGGUUACUUAUCUAUAUACCUAACUUUCGUGUCGCUAUUCCUUUCGAUAAGGAAGAUAGGCUUAAAUAUCUGGCUCGCUAUUAGUAUGUUAUUCUCGUCUACCUUCGCCUUCUUAUUUAGCCUAAACGUUACUACCAAACUCGGAGUUCCCGUUAGUAUGGUCCUUUUAUUAGAAGGCCUACCUUUCCUCGUAGUAACCAUUAGUUUCGAGAAGAACAUUAUCCUUACCCGGGCUGUCCUAUCGCACGCGAUUAAGUACCGUAGACCCGAGGAUAACCCGGCCGAUACCGGCAGAUCCGGUAAGAAGUCUUCGGCCCCGUUAGAUGGAAUUAUUUAUUACGUAGUCUAGCGCGCCAUUAGGGAUAAAGGCUACGAGAUUAUCCGG
This is a messenger RNA of Durotheca rogersii, 642 nucleotides long. RefSeq lists its product as uncharacterized. The transcript has a single exon. Bases 250 to 606 code for a protein of 118 amino acids. Lineage: Eukaryota; Fungi; Ascomycota; Sordariomycetes; Xylariales; Xylariaceae. The record is from RefSeq and is a predicted model, not a curated record.